AUGGGCAAAUGGUGUCCAUCGCGCCGUGAAUGGUCCUCACCCCCCGACGUAGCGCGGCGGGUGUACUCCUCCGUGUUCCUGGGCAGUCCGGGUGAGUACCCAGGUGACGCAAGCAAUGCGAGUAUCGGCUCUGGUGAGGGUACGGGGGAAGAAGACGAUGACACAAACGGCAAAAAGAACCAGAAGAAAAGAGGAAUCUUCCCUAAAGUCGCCACCAACAUACUGCGGGCGUGGCUAUUUCAGCAUUUAACGCACCCGUACCCCUCGGAAGACCAAAAGAAACAAUUAGCACAGGACACAGGGUUAACAAUACUACAAGUCAAUAAUUGGUUUAUCAACGCGAGACGUAGGAUAGUGCAGCCUAUGAUAGACCAGUCAAAUAGAGCAGUAUUCCCGCAUGCCGGCCCCAGCGGCGCGUACAGCCCUGAGGCGACUAUGGGCUACAUGAUGGAUGGCCAGCAGAUGAUGCACAGGCCGCCCACGGACCCCGCUUUCCACCAGGGCUACGCGCAUUACCCGGCUGAAUACUACGGCCACCAUCUCUAA
Messenger RNA from Arctia plantaginis, 546 nucleotides. Lineage: Eukaryota; Metazoa; Arthropoda; Insecta; Lepidoptera; Erebidae. The record is from the annotation of a GenBank genome assembly.